Abrus precatorius (Indian licorice) is the source of this 1839-nucleotide messenger RNA. RefSeq lists its product as uncharacterized. Lineage: Eukaryota; Viridiplantae; Streptophyta; Magnoliopsida; Fabales; Fabaceae. Gene Ontology annotation, biological process: DNA integration. The transcript is spliced from 5 exons. The annotation marks the transcript as partial. Gene Ontology annotation, molecular function: nucleic acid binding. The record is from RefSeq and is a predicted model, not a curated record.
AUGGAGAAUGUGCAUAGACUAUAGAAAAUUAAAUGAUGCAACCAGAAAAGACCAUUUUCCACUACCAUUUGCAGAUCAAAUGUUAGAAAGACUUGCUGGACAUUCAUUUUAUUGAGAAUGCCAUUUGGUUUGUGUAAUGCCCCUGCCACUUUUCAAAGAUGCAUGCUUUCUAUUUUUUUUGAUAUGGUAGAAAACAUCAUAGAAGUGUUCAUGGACGAUUUCUCUGUUUUUGGUGAUUCUUUUGAUGAUUGUUUAGCUAAUCUAUCCACUGUUUUGCAGAGAUGUCAAGAUACUAACCUUGUGUUAAAUUGGGAGAAGUGCCAUUUCAUGGUACAAGAAGGCAUUGUCCUUGGACAUGCUGGUUUUUAUAGAAGAUUCAUAAAAGAUUUUUCCAAGAUUGCUAAACCCUUGAGUAAUUUACUUGUAAAAGAUGCAGAUUUCAUAUUUGAUGAUAAUUGUUUGCAUGCAUUUUCUGUUUUAAAAGAGAAACUGAUUUCUGCACCUAUUCUUGCAAAACCAGAUUGGAAAUUACCUUUUGAACUUAUGUGUGAUGCAAGUGAUAGUGCAGUGGGUGCUGUUUUAGGACAGAGGAAAGAUAGGAAAUUACAUGCUAUCUAUUAUUCAAGCAAAGUGUUAAAUCCUGCACAAGUGAAUUACACAACAACAGAAAAAGAACUUUUAGCUGUUGUACAUGCUUUUGAUAAGUUCAGAUCAUAUUUAAUGGGUUCAAAAGUGAUUGUAUACACUGAUCAUGCUGCUCUUAAAUAUCUUUUGACAAAACAGGAUGCAAAGCCCAGAUUAUUAAGAUGGAUUCUACUCCUCCAAGAAUUUGAGCUAGAGAUCAAAGACAAAAAAGGGAAAGAAAACAGUGUUGCUGACCACUUGUCAAGAUUACCACUUGAAGUCAUACCAUUUGGAGUGGAACAAAUUAAAGAAGAAUUUCCAGAUGAAAGCCUAUUCAAGAUUGAAUCACAGCCCUGGUUUGCUGAUAUAGCCAACUUUAAAGCUACACACCAUGUUCCAAAUUGGAUGAAUUGGCAGCAGAGAAAAAAAUUCUUCCAUGAUAAAUUGUUUGACAUGUGGGGAAUAGACUUCAUGGGUCCUUUCCCUACCUCAUUCUCGAAUGAGUACAUGCUUGUAGCAGUGGACUAUGUGUCCAAAUGGGUGGAAGCAAUUCCUACCAGAAACAAUGAUGCUAAGACUGUUAUUGCAUUUAUCAAAAAGAACAUUUUUUCAAGAUUUGGAGUGCCCAGAAUUCUGAUAAGUGAUGGAGGAAGCCAUUUCUGCAACAAAUAUCUAGAAUCAGUCCUAGAGAAGUAUGGAGUAAAGCAUAGAAUAGCUACACCCUAUCACCCUCAAACAAGUGGUCAAGUGGAGGUUUCCAACAGAGAAAUAAAACAUAUUUUGGAGAAAAUAGUUAGUAGUUCAAGGAAGGACUGGUCUAAGAAAGUGGAUGAUGCUUUGUGGGCAUACAGGACAGCUUUCAAGACACCAAUUGGCAUGUCUCCUUAUCAAUUAGUAUAUGGAAAAGCCUGCCAUUUACCAGUGGAACUAGAACAUAAAGCUUUUUGGGCUGUGAAAUGGUUGAAUUUUGAUCAAGUGAGUGCAGGAAAUAAAAGAUUGUUACAGCUGCAUGAAUUAGACGAGUUUAGACUCAAUGCAUAUGAAAAUGCCAACAUGUAUAAGGAAAGGACCAAAAAGCUGCAUGACAAGUUUAUUCUAAAAAGAGAUAUAAAACCUGGGCAGUCUGUUUUGCUUUUUAAUUCAAGAUCCAAAGGAUGGGAGAGAGUUCAAGGUGAAUGGACAAAGACUAAAAAUCUAUCAUGGAGGUCAAAUUGA